CAAACGCGUUAGCUGGUCGGAGCUCAGAAGCCGGAGCACUAAAACGGAUUAACGCAUUAUCAAACAUAGACCCCGAAAAUGGUUUUCCAAUGGAAUGCAGUUGCAGUCACUACGAUUGUAUUGGUUUUGAUGCAAGCCCAACUGAGCCACAGUAGACCGAAGGACUCGAAACAAACGGUGGCCGAUCGGAGACGUGAUGAUGAGUUGACAAGAGAGACACAGAUUGGUGAAUCGAAGGUCUACGGAUUGAUUCACGACGAAUCCGAGGGCAAGGAGGCCAUACAAGAAAAGGAAGAUCUACAUUCCAAGAUCCUCUCCAUGUUCGACAACGUGCAACAAAAGAUUGUGAAACUACUGAAUUCAGGAGCCGUAGUGGACAAGGCAACCCCUAAAGACUACGAGCCGAAUCCAAUUGAAGACUACGAAGCCCUACGGAAGGGAAUUGUCAACGUAGUGGACUUCUUCGCCAAGCAAAUCAAUGCCAUCAUUGAUGCACCCAAAAAUAUCCUAAGAAAAGCGAACAAAAAUUUUACCAAAACGCUCAACGAUUUCGGCUCCAAGCUGAGCGGGCUAGAAUAAGACUGAAAGGAGGGA
Messenger RNA from Ochlerotatus camptorhynchus, 594 nucleotides. RefSeq lists its product as uncharacterized. The transcript is spliced from 5 exons. Lineage: Eukaryota; Metazoa; Arthropoda; Insecta; Diptera; Culicidae. Bases 79 to 579 code for a protein of 166 amino acids. The record is from RefSeq and is a predicted model, not a curated record.